UUUCACUGCUGUCCGAUAGGGAUGAUAGCCUGCUAUUGUUAUGUUUCAUUUUGUUUUAUAUGUAUAAAAAACGUUUAUAUUUUGUUUUAAAAGUCUUGAUAAGUUUUAGCUUAGUCACGCCAAAUGACAAACUGCGCUGCACGAGAAGAACCUCUACAGAUUGCGCCACGGAAAUUGCAUUUACAUUUAGGCCUGCUUUAAAAUUGACUACUAGACAAUUAAUAGCUAUACAAAGCGAGCCAUGAGAGUGAGACAGUCCAGUCUAGAAGAUAAUCUGAGUUGUUAACUUGAUGAGAAGAGACGCACUGAUUGCUCGAUUGGUCGUGUUUGAGUUUUGAUUGGCCGGUGCAAUCAAAAGCACUUGAGAUGCGGGCAGGACAGAACAGUUCCGUGAGUGGACAACUUCUUAUUUCUGAAAGACCUCACAAAGAUUCGGAAGACGCGAAAAGAACAGUGGAACAAGAAACUUCAGGCUUCCAGUCCAGAGAAAUAACUGCACCUAAACUCUUUAACUGCUGAACAUGGCUGUCAUGCUGAAACCCUGGACCGUCAUCGCUACUCUCCUCUUCUGCGUGCUCCUGUGUCUCGGGACCUUUGUGGACGCGUAUCCGCCUAAACCAGAGAAUCCUGGAGAUGACGCUCCUCCGGAGGAACUCGCCAAAUAUUACACCGCGCUGAGACACUACAUCAACCUCAUCACGAGACAACGGUAUGGAAAAAGGUCCACUUCGGAAGAUGUGAUGGCAGAGCUGCUGUUCGGAGACGAUACAGAGCACAAACAGAGAUCAAGAUAUGAUGACUCUUUUAUGUGGUGAAGUUCAGUGACCCCCGUGUUGCCUGUCCUGAGCUAAGAUCACCUGUGCCUCCCACAGAAAACCUCCAGACAAUUAAAUGAGAACCAGUCAACAUCAGACAACCUCAUCCACCUCUUUAUUAUAAACAUCAUCUCUUUUUAUUUUUGUGCGCACAGAACAAAUCUCAUUAACAACUGUACAUAAUAUAUUAUAAUAGGAACUAUCAAUGGAAGUGUAGCUAUAUGUGUAUACUUCAUUGUGUCAUAUGGAAAUUAUGCUUUUUUGUUUGUACCAUGUAAAUUAUUCUAUGUGAUUAAAAGUUUAUUGAAUGAA
This is a messenger RNA of Megalobrama amblycephala (Wuchang bream), 1127 nucleotides long. It is a transcript of the gene pyya, whose product is annotated as peptide YYa. Gene Ontology annotation, cellular component: extracellular region. The record is from RefSeq and is a predicted model, not a curated record. The coding region runs from base 522 to 815 and encodes 97 amino acids. Gene Ontology annotation, molecular function: neuropeptide Y receptor binding; neuropeptide hormone activity. NCBI's taxonomy places the organism in Eukaryota, Metazoa, Chordata, Actinopteri, Cypriniformes, Xenocyprididae. The transcript is spliced from 6 exons. Gene Ontology annotation, biological process: neuropeptide signaling pathway; feeding behavior.